This is a messenger RNA of Pangasianodon hypophthalmus (striped catfish), 4667 nucleotides long. RefSeq names its product leucine-rich repeat flightless-interacting protein 1-like. The coding region runs from base 132 to 1412 and encodes 426 amino acids. Gene Ontology annotation, biological process: regulation of DNA-templated transcription. Lineage: Eukaryota; Metazoa; Chordata; Actinopteri; Siluriformes; Pangasiidae. The record is from RefSeq and is a predicted model, not a curated record. The transcript is spliced from 14 exons.
UCAGAAUUUGUGUGUAGAAGUAAAUAAAGCCAACAAGCUUUGGUUGUAAACACUUCCAGGUCUCUCUGGCUGAUGCUGAGGAGAAAUACAAGCUGGUGAUCGAGUCCUGUGCUCAGCUGGAGUCUGACCUGAUGUCCCAGGUGAACACACUGAAAGCCUCAGUGCAGCACCAUGUGGAAGAACUCCUUGAGACACACAGGAAGUGUGACGAGAUAACAUCGGAGUAUGAGCAGGAGCGAGAGGCCCACAGUAUCAUGAAGUCACAGUACGAACUGAUGAGGGAAACUGUAAAACAGUGCGAUGAGUUACUGAAAGAGUGUGAGCAAGAGUGCAAAGCUCAUAGUAUCCUGAAGUCAGAGUACAAUCAGAUUCAGGAAACUUUAACCCACGAUGAGGAGUCACUAAACAACUUCCAGGUCUCUCUGGCUGAAGCUGAGAGGAAAUAUGAGAAGGCGAUGAACAUCAAUGCUCAGCUGGUGAACGAGAACUCCAAACUGAUAUCCGAUAUAGACUUACUGCAAGGCUCAAUGCAGCAGCAAGAGGAAGAGCUCAAUGAGGCAUACAGGAAGUGUGGCAUGAUGAUGAUGGAGUAUGAGCAGGAGCGGGAAGCUCGCAGUAUCAUGAAGUCACAGUACGAAGCGAUGAAGGAAUCUGUAAAAUGGUGCGAAAAGUUACUAAACGACUUUAAGCAAGAGCAGGAGGCUCACAGUAUCCUUAAGUCACAGUAUGAAGAGAUGACAGAAACUAUAACACACAGAGAGGAGUCACUUAAAAACUUGCAGGUCGCUCUGGCUGAAGCUGAGAGGAAAUACAAGCAGGCGAUGGAGUCCAGUGCUCAGCUAGAGAAAGAGAACACCCACCUGAUAUCCGACUCGGACAUACUGCAAGACUGUGUGCAUGAGUUGGAGGAAAAGCUCUUUAAGAUCCGGCGCAAGCAUGAUAAGUUAGCAAAGGAUCGUCAGCAGGCAGGGAAGGCUUACAGCAUCCUGCAGUCACAAUACGAAGAAACAUUAAAACAGCGUGACGAGUUACUAAAGGAGUGUGAGUGUGAGCGGGAGGCUCACAAUAUCCUGAAGACACAGUACAAUCAGUUGAAGCAAACUUUUACCCACAAUGAGGAGUCACUGAAGGAGGAGAAAUACGAGCCAGUGAUGGAGUCCAGUGCUCAGCUGGAGUCUGACCUAAUGUCCCAGGUGAACACACUGCAAGCCUCAGUGCAGCAGCUGGAGGAAGAGCUCCUUGAGACACGCAGGAAAUGUGACGAGAUAACGACAGAGAGGGAGAAAGAGCAGGAGGUUCACAGUUUCCUGAAUUUGCAGUACCAAGAGAUGAGGGAAACUUUAAAACAGUGCAGUGAGUUACUAAAAAACCAUCGCAUAGCUCUUGGAUCUGAGGAGCCUGUGGAUCUGUGAACCCCAGGUACCUGCCAGUGGUGGUGUUUAACACCUGGAUAUCUUCUCAUGCAUGUGCGCGUAUGACCUUUACCACAAAGUCAUAUGAUGAUGUACUACUUACUAUAACUCGAUGUAAUAGUCACUAUGGUUUCUGUAACCUACUGGCCAAGUGCCUACUAGCAUUCUCUUUCACCCCUUCGUGAUGUCGGUCCAACCAGCAGCCCCUGCACUUCACUGCCGGGCUCUGUGCAGUUUUCUCAAUGUGGGUAGUGGGGGGGACUGGCACCAUUUAGGGUGAUUCACAGGGCGGAUCAAGGGUGCUUGGGUGUUUGUUAGGGCCCUGGGAGCUCAGUUCUAAUCACCUGUAACCCCGAGGUGGCCUGUCGGCCUGGGAUCAAUUCUGAAGCCUGGGUUCACUUCUCCAGGGUCUUGGGCCCAAAGACCAGUCCAGGAACGCAGCGCAAACUGUGUAGGGCCAUUUUUUUGGGCAGUCAUCACUAUGUCUGCACUUGAUAUUGGGACAGCAGACAUCAGAACAUAAUGGUGAAAGCACCAGCGAUGAGAUUCAGGGGUCCACCGGAGGCAUGCGGUCCAGACUGAGCCCAUCAGCUCUUAUUAGCUAAGGAUCUCACCACGGGGCAACUGUUAGCCUUGAAGCUUAGUGGUAUCUGUGAGUUGCUUGAUGCUGAACACUUACCAAAUGCUGCCAGAGCCAAUGAUGAAAAGUGUUGCUUGGUUAUUGGUUCAUUUCCUGGUUAAAAAUAUUCCGGAUGCAGUGGCAGACAUACCGUCCUUGUGAGCUUCAGUUGAGCGCCACUCGGGGGGCUCGAACCUAGGGCUAUCAGGAGGGCUUUAUAGUAGUGGCUGAGCCACUGUUAUUCAAUGGAGGGAGUACAUUCUGAUCUAUUAGUGCUGUUAGCUUCAGUCGUGUGAGGGGAAAUUGGAGGAGAACACCACUCUAAUCCCUUAGAGCUGUUGCAGUCAAGUGGGUGGGCCAAUGGAUGUUAUUCGUAGGGGAACAAGAAAAACAAUGUUUAUGUUAGGUAAUAACAGUAAGUACUGCAUCAUUGUUGUCUUAUAACUUUGUGAUAAAGGUCUUGGCUUAUAUGCACAAGAGAAUAUCCAGGUGUUAAUCAUACUGCCCCUGGUGGUAAGGAGGGGUGAAAUGGAAGUACCACUAACAUGCAGGUGCUCACGAUAAAGGAUGGAUGCAAUAAACACUCGAUUUUAUCAAAUCUGCACUAGUUUCAUCAUCUUUGACAGAAUUAUUGAACUUAUUACAUUAAUUUUUUAAUCAGCACAUUCUUCUGUUAGACCACUUAAUAUUACUGCGUUAAAUAUUUUGGCUUACAAGACAGCUACAAGUUACUAUUGAUUUCAGCCAUCCAAAAUUUCUGAAGUUUCACUGCAUCGUAUGUGAAGUAUAGAGAGAGAUCCAUGAUAUUGUCCACAAUUCCACAACAUGGAGGAGUUUAUCUCCUUCGUUUUUAAAACUUUCCCUGGAGCACACAGUGUAGUCCUGCUCUUUUACACCAUUCCUAUAGCACUGUGCCCUGAUAUGAUCGUGCAGUGUGUGUUCCAGCACGAGAGAUUGGAUCUGAUCAUGGUUCUCCUACAGAGAUCUGUGGUGUGUGAGAGACAAUUCAACUAUCUGUGCAGCCACCACGAAUGGCCCAUCCACAGGUAUGUUUUUCCUGCAUGGAGGCAGAGCCCAUGGUCGUAGAUAAUGUCCCAUUCAAUAAGUAUGAGCUGGAGCCGUCUCCUCUAACACAAUACAUUCUGGAGAGGAAGUCACCACACACCUGCUGGCAGGGUUCAGCACCUGGCAGUGUGGUGUGCCCACAACAAUCUUGCACUCAACAUCCAGAAGACCAAAGAGUUUAUUGUGGACCACCAGAGGACAAGGAGAGGCCACACACACACACACACACACACACACACACACACACACACACACACCCACACCCACCCAUCCACAUGGAGGUGGAACGUGUGACCAGAUUCAAGUUCCUGGGUGUCUCUUUCUCUGAGGAUCUUUCCUGGGCACUCAACACCUCCACCCUGAUUAAAAAGGAGCAACAGCACCAUUACUUCCUUAGGAAGCUAAGGAAAGCUCACUUAUCCCCCCAGAUCCUACUGAACUUUCACCGCUGCACUACUGAAAGUGUCUUAACAAACUGCAUCACAGUGUGGUACGGCAAUUGCCCUGUGUGGCAGCGGGGGUGUGGUCGUGCUUCAGGCAGGUUGAACCAGAAGGUAACAUGUAAUGCUUCUCACCUGUAUGUUAUUACCCUGAGAUUACUUGUGUGUCUUUUUUUGUGCCUUCAGAGUCUCAAGUCACGAGCUAGAAAAGGAGAGAGAGAGAGAGCCAACCAGCCCAGAGUUGUGUGUGCACGCGUGCACGUGCGUGUGCUUAGAAAAUAAAACCGCUGAAAAGGGAACUUAAAAGAUAAAGAAUAAAGUGCCUUUUGAGUUGUUCCAAGCCUGUCUCCAGCUUCCUGAUUCCCUGCUCGAACCUGGCAAGUUUUACACACUGUCUCAGAUCAGAAGGCCCUCCAGCGGGUGGAGAAAACUGCCCAAUACAUCACUGGUAUCCUUCCAAAAAGACAUAUCCCACCCCAGCCAUGGUCUGUUUACUCCUCUACCAUCUGGGAAACACUACAGGAGUCUUCACAGUCGCACUAGCAGAUUCAGGGACAGUUUCUUACCAUCAGGUAUCAGCUUCCUGGAUUCUGAACUCAGGCACUGAAUUGUACACCCCAUUCUGACCCAUGUUUAAAAAAAAAAAAAAAAAAAAAAAAACCUGUACUGUACAAUAUUAAUGCUAUUAAUGCACUCUUAAAUACCAUAGUAACUUGCCCUUACACCUCAUUCUCACUUGCAUCCUUGCAUAUUACUGAUUAAUUACUACAUGAUGCUAUCAGUAUGGUCACCGGAUAUAUAUACACACCUCAUUUCUCUGUACAAUGCACCUUCUAUAUUUGUACACCCUGUCAUAACUGCAUUUCAUUGGCUAUGUACUUGUACUCUCCACAAUGACAAUAAAGUUGAAUCUAAUCUAAUCUAAAUUACAGUUGUGUGGUCCUCACCUCAGGUGACAACUUACUUUUUCCCCACCUGAUUACUGGAUGUCGGUUUAGUUUUUGGGGAAAAAAAAAAAGACUACAUAUUGUUUUUUUGUUGUCACUUGAGGUUAUUUGUUAACCACACAAUUGUUAUUUAGGCCCUGAUGAAUAAAAAUAUAGAAUUGAAUGAGGGUGUACUUUCUAUUUC